Nycticebus coucang (slow loris) is the source of this 4713-nucleotide messenger RNA. It is a transcript of the gene EPS8L1, whose product is annotated as EPS8 like 1. Gene Ontology annotation, cellular component: vesicle; plasma membrane; ruffle membrane. Gene Ontology annotation, biological process: regulation of Rho protein signal transduction; Rho protein signal transduction; positive regulation of ruffle assembly. The record is from RefSeq and is a predicted model, not a curated record. Bases 333 to 2465 code for a protein of 710 amino acids. The transcript is spliced from 19 exons. Gene Ontology annotation, molecular function: actin binding. NCBI's taxonomy places the organism in Eukaryota, Metazoa, Chordata, Mammalia, Primates, Lorisidae.
GAGGGGAAAGGGGUGAGGAAGGAAGGGCUGGGGGCCUAGACCCCUGGGUCUGGGGGAAGAGGGAUUGGGACCAAACCCGUGAGUCUAACGGAGGAAGGGCUGGGGCCCAGACCCCUCGGUCUGAGGGAGGAGGGGUUGGGGGCCAAACCCCUGCAUCUGAAGAAGGAGGGGCUGGGACCUGAAGCCCUGGAUCUGAGGGAGGAGGGUUUGGGGCAGGACCCUUAGGUCUGAGGUCAGGAAUUAGAGGUUCCUGCAGGCCAGGUCAAGCCCUCACAUAUUCGCUGGCUCCCAGGGCACUUCCAGGUGGGCAGGAGCUCACUAUUCUCAGCACCAUGAGCACCACCACCAGUCCAGAAGCUGCCCCAAAGCCAAGUGCAAAGUCCAUCUAUGAGCAGAGGAAGCGUUACUCCACUGUGGUCAUGGCCGAUGUAUCUCAGUAUCCAGUCAAUCACCUGGUGACAUUUUGCCUGGGUGAGGAGGAUGGGGUACACACUGUGGAGGAUGCCUCCAGGAAGCUGGCCGUCAUGGACAGCCAGGGCCGAGUCUGGGCACAGGAGAUGCUGCUGCGUGUGUCCCCCGACCACGUCACCCUGCUCGACCCAGCCUCCAAGGAGGAACUGGAGUCAUACCCGCUGGGCGCCAUCGUACGUUGUGAUGUGGUCGUGCCACCCGGCCGGAACCACUCGCUGCUGCUGCUCGUGUGCCAGGAGCCUGAGCGUGCGCAGCCGGACGUGCACUUCUUUCAAGGCCUGCGCCUGGGGGCGGAGCUGAUCCGCGAGGACAUCCAGGGGGCUCUGCACAACUACCGUUCGGGCCGCAGCGAGCGCAGGGCCGCGGCGCUCAGGGCCACGCAAGAAGAGCUGCAGCGCUGCCGCUCGCCUGCUGCAGAGACCCCGCCCCUGCAGCGCCGCCCGUCGGUCCGCGCGGUUAUCAGCACAGUGGAGCCGGCUGCAGCCCGCGGGAGACCCCAAGCAGAGCCCAUUCCUGAGGCCCAGGAGGCGCCAAAGCCUGUCCCAGCCGGGACCUCGAGUAGCGCGGACCCGACCUCCCUGGAUCUGGGUCCCCGGGGUCCAGACCUGGCCAGUCUGCAGGCGGAGCGAGACGUGGACAUCCUGAACCACGUGUUCGACGACGUUGAGAACUUCGUGUCGAGGCUGCAGAAGUCGGCGGAGGCGGCCCGAGUGCUGGAGCACCGCGAGCGCGGUCGCAGGACCCGGCGCAGGGCAGCCGGCGACGGGCUGCUAACGCUACGGGCCAAGCCCCCCACGGAGGCCGAGUACACCGACGUACUCCAGAAAAUCAAGUACGCCUUCAGCCUGCUGGCCCGGCUGCGCGGCAACAUCGCCAACCCCUCGUCCCCAGACCUGCUGCACUUCCUGUUUGGACCCCUGCAGAUGAUCGUGAACACUUCUGGCGGCCCGGAGUUCGCGAGCGGCGUGCGGCGGCCGCACUUGACGUGCGAAGCCGUGGCACUGCUGCGAGACAACGUCACUCCGCUGGAAAACGCGCUCUGGAUCUCGCUCGGGGAUUCAUGGACCCGCCCAGGGCUAGGGCUACCCCUGGAGGAGGGACCCCCAUACAGCCCCGAGUUCUACAGCGGCUGGGAACCCCCGGCCACCGACCCGCAGGGCCGCACCUGGGAAGACCCAGUAGAGAAACAGCUACAGCACGAGCGGAGGCGCCGGCAGCAAAGCGCCCCCCAGGUCGCUGUCAAUGGUCACCAAGAUCCAGAACUGGAAUCUGAGCCCCACUUGGAGCCAGAGCCAGCAGGAAAGUGGGUCCUGUGUAAUUAUGACUUCCAGGCCCGCAACAGCAGUGAGCUAUCGGUCAAACAACGGGAUAUAUUGGAGGUCUUGGAUGACAGACGCAAGUGGUGGAAGGUCCGGAACCAGCAAGGACAGGAAGGCUAUGUACCCUAUAACAUCCUGACACCACACCCUGGACCCCAGGUUGACCGCAGCCUGGAUAGCACUCCUCCUGCCCCACCAGCCCUGGCCCCAGCUCCUACUCCAGUUCGGCCCCACUGGGAUAGCUGUGAUAGCCUCAAUAACUUGGACCCCAGCGAGAAAGAGAAAUUCUCCCAGAUGCUCAGUGUCAACGAGGAGCUGCAGGCCCGCCUGGCCCAGGGCCGUUCGGGCCAGAGCCGCGCAGUCCCUGGGCCCCGCGCCCAGGAACUGCAGCUCAGCCCGCGCUCGGACGCCUCGGAGGUUCGCGCCUGGCUGCAAGCCAAGGGCUUUAGCUCUGGGACCGUGGACGCCCUGGGUGUGCUGACUGGGGCGCAGCUUUUCUCGCUGCAAAAGGAGGAGUUUCGGGCGGUGAGCCCGGAGGAGGGCACACGUGUGUAUAGCCAGGUCACUGUGCAGCGCGCGCUGCUGGAGGACAAAGAGAAAGUGUCAGAGCUGGAGGUGGUGAUGGAGAAGCAAAAGAAGAAGGUGGAAGGCGAGAUGGAAAUGGAGGUCAUUUGACACUUCUUGGCUCCUUUGCAAAAAGUGACAAGGCCCCGUAGGAGAAUGGACUCUUCAGACUCUUCCCACCAGUGAAGUUGAUCCUUUGAGGGAUUGCUGAUCAGUCCCUGCCCUGGUCUUCCAUCCUAGGGAACACACUGAACAAUCCUUGCUGGAGUUCCCUCCUGAAAAUCUAGACUGUCUGGGGGAGGAGGGGGCAGCGCAGAGACAAUUUAUAGAAUGCACUAGUAGGCAUCCCCAGAGAGGAGGACUCAGGAGCCCCGCGCAUUGUAAUAUGCUGCCCAGUCUAUAAACAGCCUCCUUUUAGCGGGCAAUGUCAACUGCUGUCCCUUCUCUGCCUGGCUACCAGAGACCCCAAAAACCUGCCCAUCUCAUAGGAGGCUGUCUCACCUCUAUAGUCUCUCUCAACCUUUUGCUUCACCCCUAGGGUCUCAACCCAGGCUUCCUACUGACCUCUGAGCCUACAGCCUAUUCCGUCCUACAGCUUGCCCCAUUUUGUGAACACCAUCCCCUGCUCAAAACCCUUCCCUGACUGCCCAUUGUCCUCUUAGCUCUGUAGCCCACCAUUUGAGGCCUUGCAUGUUUCCUUGCCCACCUCUCCAGCCUCAUCUCUCACAUCCUCAUUCCUCUGUGCAUUCUGGUCCUGCCCUGCUCCACUCCCAAGCUCCCCCAUCAGAUUUCCUUCUGCUCUCCAGCCUGUCUCCCUGGAGUUCACUUUUUACCUGAGGCACCUGAUAGCACCCUCCAGAAUAGGACAGAAUCAGAGAAACAGCCCAGGCAGGAAGAAGCUCUGACUCUCAGUCCUUACUUUUCUGCCUCCUGCCUCAGUUUCCAGGAGCCUCAGAUAUGUCCUAUUUAUUUAUUUAUUUUUUAUUUAUUUAUUUUGAGACAAUCUCAACUUUGUCGCCCUCAAUAGAGUGCUAUGGCAUCAUAGCUCACAGCAACCUCAAAUUCCUGGGCUCAAGCAAUUCUCUUGCUUCAGCCUCCCAAGCAGCUAAGACUACAGGCACUUGCCACAGUGCCCUAUUUUUAGAGAUGAGGUCUCACUCUGGCUCAAACCUGUAAGCUAAGGCAAUCCACCCACCUUAGCCUCCCAGAGUGCUAGGACUACAGGCCUAGAACCUGACCAUUUUAGACAUCCAAGACCCCUUUCCACAUCAGCCCUGCCCCUAUCCCCUACUCACAUACCUGCCUUAGCUCCCCAUGGUCCAUCAGACAAAAUCUAAGCCCCAGCUUGGGGCCAAGAAUUGGUGACUGCCAGGCUCUUUGGCUUCCUAGGCUAUAGGGCUCUCAUUCCCUCUUCUUACCAGGCCUCAGUUCAUGCUGUUCCUUCUCCCCAGAAUAACAUUGGCCCUAGAGGGUGUGCAAUCAUCCUUCAACUUCUUGGCUGGGGCCCUGCCCCUCAUUUCUAAGAGAGGUACCAGAAAUGCAAGGGACCCAAACCUCCUUGCUGCAUUUCUCUUACCUCCAUAUGGCCUAUGGCUCACAUAUCUAGGCUCACAUCUAGGCUGCAAACUGAAAUGUCCAUAGGAACCAGACAAGAGACCCGUAAACCAGGCUUCAGCCCUACUCCCAUCACAAACCAACUCAUGGAAACAUCCUGGCAGCCACAUCUUCCUAUAUUCCCAGGAUCUGACCAUUUCUCACCAUCUCCACUGUCAUCACCCUGGUCAAAAACACCAUUGUCUCUUGUUGGGAUUGUACCAGUAAUGUCUUCAUCACGAAGUCCCAGUCCGUUCUCAGCACAGCUGCCAGAAGGACCAAUGAAAGCCUGCCACCCGAGGCCCCUUCACAGCCCAAGUCCUUACCAGGGCCAAAUCUCUGCAUGGCCAGCCACUACCCACUAACCUCAUCUACCCUCUGCUACUUCCUCCAGCCCUACUGCUCCUUCCUGCACCUCAGCACAGGAGGCAUGCUUCUACUCCAGGCCUUUGCACAUGUGGUUCUCAUCAUCCAGAGGACUCUACCCUCAAACACCUACACAGUUCACUCGCUGUGACCUCCAAGUAUCGGUGCCAACCUAGACCACCCUGAAAUAGGUGCAUGUGCCCCCCCUGUCCCUCCAUGGCACCACCACCUGAAGCACAUUUGCUUUAGCAUCAGAUGUUUCCCUUCUAAAAGGUAUUGGGUCUUUGCCUGUUUUGUUCACUACUGUCACACCAGAGGGUAAAAUAGGACCUUGUAAGUAGAAUGUGACCAGCAGUUAUUAAAGAAGGGAUGACUGAACGAACAAAUCCCCCAUCUAAGA